Nerophis ophidion (straightnose pipefish) is the source of this 1536-nucleotide messenger RNA. It is a transcript of the gene egfl7, whose product is annotated as EGF-like-domain, multiple 7. Bases 394 to 1218 code for a protein of 274 amino acids. NCBI's taxonomy places the organism in Eukaryota, Metazoa, Chordata, Actinopteri, Syngnathiformes, Syngnathidae. Gene Ontology annotation, biological process: anatomical structure development. Gene Ontology annotation, molecular function: signaling receptor binding; calcium ion binding. The transcript is spliced from 9 exons. Gene Ontology annotation, cellular component: cell surface; extracellular region. The record is from RefSeq and is a predicted model, not a curated record.
UCCAUCACCUCACCAUUUUUUUUUUUUUUUUUUAAAUCACUACUUUUAUUUCGCAGAGGAUCUAUUUUUAUUUGUAUUAUUAUUGUUGUUGUGUUUCUUGGACUCAGAGGAGGACUUUCAGCAUCUUAAAAAUCUGCCGAUGCGGACUUUUGUUUUUUGCACGCCGCGGGAAAAGAAGGUGACUGUUCCCGUCCGUGCACGCGGCUGACGUAGGCGACGUGGGCGCGCACGGCGGCGACGACGGCAGCGCUCGUCAACGUCGCCCUCUUGCGGCCACCGGCGGUCGUCCUCCCCCUGGCGGAGAACAUUCCGAUCCAUCCUUCCUCCCCCUCCUCUCCUCCUCCUCAUCCUCCUCUUCUUCUACGCUCGGAGUGAGGGAACGUGGUAAAGAAAAUGGUCCAGAAGUCGCUCCUCACCGCCCUCCUCGUCCUGCAGGCCGUGGCCACGCCCCAUUUCUUGGCUCACCACGGGAGGAGGGUGUGUGGCAGCCGCGACCCCCACCAUCACGUUGUCACGGCAACCGAGUCGUACGUCCUCCCUCUGCACAGGCCCUACAUCACCGUGUGCCAGGGUCAGCGCCUUUGCAGCACGUACAAGACCGUGUACACACUCGCGUACCGGCAGGUGAGCAGGGUGGCGUCUGUGUCCAAUUAUUACCCAGAAUGCUGUCCGGGAUGGCGGCGCUUUCACUCUCUCAACUGUAACCAAGCUGUGUGCGAUCACACCUGUGUCAACGGAGGCGCGUGCAUCAGACCCGACCAGUGUGCAUGUCCGCCCGGAUGGACGGGACACAGCUGCCAGACAGAUGUGGACGAGUGCGUCCGGCAGCGUCCUUGCGCUCAGCAGUGCGUCAACACGGCGGGGAGCUUCCGAUGCGCCUGCAGGGCCGGCUUCGACCUGUCCGCCGACGGUCGCUCCUGCCACCGCCCGCUCCCGGCCUCCGGCGACGCUCCGACAGCAGGCGGACGCUUCAGCCUUCAGGGUAACAUGUCGGAGGAGGUGCGCAGCCUGAGGAGCCGGGUGGAGCUUCUGGAAAAGACGCUGCAGUUGGCGCUGGCACCGUACGGCAACGUCUUCCCCCUGUCGCUGGACGAGGGCGCGUCCGAGACCAGCGUGCUGUCCCACUCCUUCCAGCAGCUGGACCGCAUCGACUCACUCAGCGAGCAGAUCGGCUUCUUGGAGGAGCGCCUGGGAACCUGCUCUUGCCAGGAAAACUAGUGGUGAAGCAACCAACAUGGCCGACCAGCCCUCUCAUAAAGAAGUGGUACUCACCAACAUGGCGAGUCGUCACAUUGGUCGCACAAAGCAGACGGGAUGCUCCCGACAGGUCCUUCAUUCUGUUACAAAGUCUUGUUACGUUACGUUACACACAUCACCAACACCUGUAUGAGGUGAACUAUCAGUGCAGCUGUGCGUCCUCACACCCGGGACAUAUCUGUAUUUAUUAUUUAAAACUACAACCAGUUAUUUCUCAAUAAAAAUUUUUUUUUAUAUAAUUUUGUAACAUUUUGUAAUAAAAACAUUUUUCAUCCUAAA